CCUCCUCCUCCUCAGGGCAUCUCGGUGCUCAUCGUCUGCUUCCACGUCCUGGAGCUGCUGCUGGACGACGCCGCGAUGCCGCGGGGCAUGCAGGACACAGCCCUGGGCCAGGUCUCCUUCUCCAUCCUCGGUUCCUUCGGAGCUGCGCUGCAGGUUGUCCUCAUCUUCUACCUGAUGCUCUCCUCUGUCGUGGGCUUCUAUAGUUCCCCACUAUUCACACGGCUGCUCCCCGAGAGGCAGGACACCCCCCUGACCAAGAUCAUCGGGAACUGCGUCUCGCUGCUGGUGCUCAGCUCCGCGCUGCCCGUCUUCUCCAGGACGCUGGGGAUCACUCGCUUCGAUCUCCUGGGGGAUUUCGGCCGCUUUAAUUGGCUGGGGAACUUCUACAUCGUGUUCCUUUACAACAUGGGCUUCGCGGCGCUCACCACCCUCUGCCUGGUGAAGCGGGUGACGUGGGCUGUGCAGGAGGAGCUCAUCCGCGCCUUCGGUGAGNGGGGGGUGUAUGGGGGUGGGGUUACGGGAUGA
Numida meleagris (helmeted guineafowl) is the source of this 525-nucleotide messenger RNA. Its product is annotated as protein LMBR1L-like. Gene Ontology annotation, molecular function: transmembrane signaling receptor activity. The annotation marks the transcript as partial. The transcript has 5 exons. Lineage: Eukaryota; Metazoa; Chordata; Aves; Galliformes; Numididae. Gene Ontology annotation, biological process: signal transduction; receptor-mediated endocytosis. The record is from RefSeq and is a predicted model, not a curated record.